Molecule: messenger RNA, 2211 nt
Organism: Aspergillus affinis
Lineage: Eukaryota; Fungi; Ascomycota; Eurotiomycetes; Eurotiales; Aspergillaceae
Product: putative fructosyl amino acid oxidase
Exons: 5
Coding region: 1-2211 (736 amino acids)
Molecular function (GO): L-pipecolate oxidase activity; flavin adenine dinucleotide binding; proline dehydrogenase activity
Source: RefSeq, a predicted model, not a curated record
AUGGCGUUUGCGAUUCGUGGUGCGGGCCAACAGCCUGCCCCGGAUUGUUCCAACAUUCAAGAUGGCAUAACUCUGGACUUGGGGCUCCUGACUGGAAUCGAAGUAAAAGAAGGCCUUGUGUCCAUCGCAGCUGGCGAACGUUGGGGAUCGGUCUACGAAAAGCUGGAUGCCGCCGGGCUUGCUGUCACCGGGGCUCGCUCGUCCCGGGGCAGAAUUGGUGGACUGGCACUUCAGGGUAACAUCGAGUACGCGGCGCAGUUCGGCCAAACAAUGUGUCAGAACCAGGUAUACUAUACUCAGAAUGUCGAGAGGCCCGUCGUGCUGGAGCCGUUCACAGCGAUCGAACCGCAGGUCGAUCAGCUAAACUCCAUGCGAUUGCAAAGUCUGAAAGAGGCCGCCUCGGAGCAAGCAUCUGUGGCCAUGGAUCAGCUGAGAUGUGCAUAUAUGAAUAUCACGGUUAAGGCAGACGUUGCAACGCUACAGGCUGCUAGUCAGAUCUAUACUGCCGCGAUCGAGCCCGUCAAGCCUCUCGAAGGACUGGUCUGUUCCUUCACUCUCCAACCAUACCCGAUGACCCUGCUGAAGAAAUCCGCCGCGCAUGGUGGCAGCUCCCUUGGCUUGGAGGCGGCCAAUGGACCAGUGGUGUCCGUUCUUCUGUUGACGUACUGGAACAACCGCAGCGAUGAUGAGCAGGUCCUAGGUACCAUGAGGGGUGCGCUGGAAAAGAUCGAGAACGAUGCUGAGUCCAGAGGUCAGAGUGUUCCGUUCCGGUUCAUGAACUAUGGCUUUACGUUCCAGGACUCCAUCGCUUCAUAUGGAUCUGAAAACAAGCAGAGAAUGCAGAAUGUGAGUCGGGAAUUACAGACCAUGGACAAAACCCAGCAGAUCAUCAUCAUAGGCGCAGGCGUCUUCGGCCUCUCCACCGCCCUCCGCCUUAAACAGGAAGGAUACACCUCCGUCACAGUCCUAGACCGUGCAGUGCCCCCCGUCCCCGAUGGUUCUAGCGUCGACAUCUCCCGCAUCAUUCGAUUCGACUACGGCGAUGCUGUCUAUGCACGCAUGGGGAAGGAGGCCUUCGAUCUGUGGAAAACACCUGAGUACCGCGAGGCGUUCCACCAAACGCCAUGUAUGUGGGUAGCGCAAGAAUCAAGCGAUGAUCAGAUCAUCCAGCCUGCGGCGCAUGACUAUUCGAUCAAGACGAGGAAGGUCCUAACAGAGAUGGGGCAGCCCUGGGAGCACAUUCCCACACCCGAGGCCGCGAGAAAGAGAUUCCCAAUGUUAACAGGGAAGCUGGCCGUGCCGGGGUUCGAUGCUUUCGUGAAUGAGGCGGCCGGGUGGGCGGAUGCCGGUCUGGCGAUUGCCAGGUUAGCAGCUCGCUGUGCGUCUGCUGGCGUGGGCUUCGUCACGGGGACGAAUGGGCAGGUUGAGGAGUUCGAGAAAGCGGUUGACGGCACGGUGACGGCGGUGCGCACAGCGAACGGCGCUCGAGUGACCGGCGACAAGUUCAUCGUGGCUACCGGCGCCUGGACCCCUAGUCUGGUGCCCGCCUGGAACUCCAUGAUCGCGGCUGCUCAAAUCGUCGGGUAUAUGCGCCUAACGCCCGAGGAGAUGAUUGAGUUGAAGGAUAUGCCGAUCUACUUCAACUUCUCGACCGGCUUCUUUUGUUUUCCGCCACAUCAGCCGACUGGUUAUCUCAAGGUGGCCUGCCAUUCGUACGGCUACACCAACUCCUCCGAGCAGGGCGUCUCGGCGCCGCCGAAGCUGCCGCCGUCAUCACGCGCCAACUUCAUUCCCGAAGAUGGUGUCGAGAGACUAACUGCCGGAAUGCGGGACAUGAUGCCGCGGUUUGCCUCGAGAGGCUUCGAGAGAGUCGGCCUGUGCUGGUACAAUGAUACUCCGACGGGCGAUUUCAUCCUAGAUUAUCAUCCCGAGCACAAGAACUUGUUUAUCACCACCGGCGGUAGUGGACAUGCAUUCAAGUUUCUACCCAACGUCGGAAAGUACGUCGUCGGCUGUUUCGAACGAAGCCUUUCCGCCAACUUGUUGGAGAAAUUCAAGUUCCCGUUGGAGUUCAAGGGUCGUCGGGAUGCAUUCAAGGGAGACGGGAGCCGCGGAGGUCCGAAGAGGAGAGAACUUCUCUCUCACGAGCAAACCAGCUUCGGGUCGGCGCUCAAGACUGCUACACCGAUCACCAAGCAAAGCAAGCUCUAG